Lucilia sericata (common green bottle fly) is the source of this 1449-nucleotide messenger RNA. RefSeq lists its product as uncharacterized. Bases 1 to 1449 code for a protein of 482 amino acids. The record is from RefSeq and is a predicted model, not a curated record. The transcript is spliced from 3 exons. Lineage: Eukaryota; Metazoa; Arthropoda; Insecta; Diptera; Calliphoridae.
AUGUCGUCAGAUAAAUCACGCAUUAUAUUUACAAUAGUUUUACUCAGCUUACUUAAUAAAGCUAACUAUAGCAAAGUAGUAAAAGCUGAUUUAAUGCAAGACUUUAAACCUCUAUAUGAACAAUAUAAUAGUGAAUGUUUAGCUAUAGUUUGGCUUAACGUAAAACAAAUUAAUAACACUUUUCAGUUAUUGGAACGCUUAUUGUGGCGAAGACAUUUUAAGGAUAUAUUAUUGAUAUAUGAAAGAGAAUACACAGAGAAGCUGUUAGACUUUAACAGCCAGCUAUUACAAAUAUUUCAAAAUUGCUGGUCCAAAGGUUUUAUAUCGGUAUUAUUGUGGUCACAACAGCACCUGUACACCUAUCAUCCUUAUCCCCAUAUAAAAGUUCGGCAACUCAGUAAUGUUGGACAAUUCUGGGAUAAAACUCAUUUAAAUAAUUUUCAUCAACGUCCGUGCCUUUUACCUUUCUUUCAGUUUCCCAAUCAGUGCUAUUCGUAUAGAAAUCGUCAAGGUCAACUGAUUCGCACCGGUUACUUCUACAAAUGGUUACAAUUAUAUUUACAAUACUACAAUGCCACCAUCGAACAUUAUUCCAUCGAUGUAUGGUCGAGUAAUGUCAGUCAAAAGGAGAGUUUAGAAGCCCUUACAGAAAUGGGCUUCUGUUUGAUACCAAUAUAUUUACUCAAAUUUAAGGAUUAUUUUGACACUAGCAAUGUUAUGCAUUUGAGUAAAGUAACACUAAUGGUACCUAAUGCCAGAGAAAUAACAUCUAGUUUAUAUCUGAUAUUGCCCUUAAUGCAUUAUAUAGGUUUGAUAAUUAUGGCAAGUACUAUUAUGUUAUUCGUUUUAAUGUAUUAUAUGGAAUAUACUACAACUAAAGUAAAAGAUUUAAAAUAUACGGCCGAUGUAAAUUUUAUGCUUGAAAUAAAUAUACCCCAAAGCAUAAAACAACGUAUACAUACGGGUAAUAAUGCUGAAUUAUAUACUAACCGUCAGAAGCUGAAUAUGACCUAUAUGUAUACCGUGCACGAUGAAUUUAUGGAUUAUCUAUUAUUCCAGCAAUAUUAUCUCAAACAUCCAAUUGCCCGUAAACUAGAUGAGGCUUUAUUCUAUCGUCCACUUUAUGUAACCGUUCCCCAUCGUUCCCCUUUAAUUGAUCAUCUUAAUAAAUAUUUAAUGCGUAUAUUUGAAAGUGGUUUGGUGCAAAAGUUUCUUAUGGAUACAAAGUGGGAUGGUGUAUUGAGCGGCAAUAUAAAACUUAUGUUCGAUAUAGAAUUGGAGAAACCUUUAAGUUUGAAGUAUUUAUAUUAUGGUUUUGCAGUUUGGAUUUGUGGUUUGCUGUGUGCUCUCAUAACAUUUGUAAUUGAGUAUGAGAUUUUUGCCUUUAAAGAUGGCAGACGUCCAUGGAAGUGGAUCAAUAGAGUUAAUGAAUUUAUGUUUAAGUUAUAA